UCUGCGCGCGCACGCUCGCCGCACUCCCUCCCUGGCUCGGGGCUGAGACUGUUACCUCCGUCGGCCUCACCUUCGGCUGAAUGGGAGUCCCGUAAUCCUCUCCGGGUCGUAACCGGAGACGGCUGCAGCGGAGGCGGCUGUGAGUGCUGCUGGAGGCGAGUAGCUCUUCGUGUCUUCAUCUCCUCGGCUUCCUGGAGUCGCGGUUGCCUCCGCUGCCGAGACCGAAGUCACUGUAUAUAUGCCUUGUUUCCUGGGUCCACGGGAAGCAUGAGCCUGUUGGGACGUGGGACAAGAAGAAAACAAGACAUCUUCACAAAGAAAACCAGACACUAACAAAAAGUAUCCCAAAGUCUGAAGACAUAAAACUCAAACAUGACCGACAGAGGACUUAGGGAUCCUCCAGAGGACCCUCAAAAGGAUUUGGAAGGUGAUCCAUCAAUAAAUUGUCAGGCACAGGAGACUACAGUCACAGCAAGUACCACUGAAGAAGCUCAGACCCCAAACCCUGCCUCUGGUCUUAACAAAGACCACCAAGAGGUAGAAUCAGUUGGUCCAGGAAGUACAGAUACAGAUGAUCAAUCAGAAAGUCCAGAUGAAACAGAUUAUAGGAAAUAUCCAAAGGAUACAGAAGGUGAGAACAGCCAGAGUUUCCAGGGUGGAGAACAAGGGCAUCAACUCCCUUCAGAAAGUCUCGGUGAAGACCUCUUGGAUCCAGAACCCAACUGUUCUCCAAGUGACAAGGUGGGAAGAACAGACGCACACUUAGUGAGCAGCUCUGCAGCCCUCCCUGAGCAUGUGAGCGACAGACCUGGAGCUUUGCAGGAGCCACCUGUCCUUGACCCUCAGGAUGCCCAGAGUCCUGAGCAUUCCAGUACAGGGCUGGAGAGCGAGGACACACUGAGGAAGCGACUGCUGGCACCAGAGGUUGAGAGACAUCAAGAAGAAACACAAAAAUUGGAAGGAAACAAAGAGAAUGCACAGGAUACCAUAAGAAGGAUUAAUAAAAAGGAUUUUCUGAGCUAUGGCUCCAUCUUUCUUGGCUCCCUGGUUCUGACUCUUGUUUUGCUAAGUUCUGUUAAUAGCUAUUAUUCCUCUCCGGCCCAGCAAGUGCCCAAAAAUCCAGCUUUGGAGGCCUUCUUGGUUCAUUUCAGCCAUUUGAAGGAUAAAUUUCCAGGCCAGAGUUCCUUUCUGUGGCAGAGAGGACGUAAGUUUCUCCAGAAGCACCUCAAUGCUUCACACCCCACUGAGCCAGCCACCAUCAUAUUUACAGCAGCUCAAGAGGGAAGAGAGACCCUGAAGUGCCUCAGCCACCACGUUGCAGAUGCCUACACGUCUGCCCAGAAAGUCUCUGCCAUUCAGAUUGAUGGAGCUGGAAAAACCUUUCAGGACAGUGAUAAGGUCAAGCAUUCAGUUGACAAGGAGCUGAGCUCUGGGUUUGAGAAGGGCCAGAAGGCUGCUGUGGUCCACCGCUUUGAAUCCCUUCCUGCAGGCUCCACCUUGAUCUUCUACAAGUACUGUGACCAUGAGAACGCUGCCUUUAAAGAUGUGGCCCUGGUCCUGACCAUCCUACUGGAGGAGGAAACAUUAGAAGCAAGUGUCGGCCCAAGGGAAACUGAAGAGAAAGUGCGAGAUUUACUUUGGGCGAGGUUUACUAACUCUAACACUCCCAGCUCCUUCAACCACAUGGAUUCAGACAAGCUGAGUGGACUGUGGAGCCGUAUUUCCCACCUGGUGCUGCCCGUCCAGCCAGUGAGGAGCAUAGAAGAACAGGGCUGCUUUCUGUAAGCUAAGCACAGAGUUGGUUAUGGUCAGCAUGGGUUUAUUAAAAAGGCAGUUUAAAAGCCUUCCAUUUAUAUGGAAGGAGGUUGACGAAUGUGAGGAAAUAGCCUGGAAAGCACAAAUGAGCUUAUUUGAGAAAAGAAAUUUUCAUUUUUUAAUUUUUGUAAAAUCUUUCUAAUCUAAGCAUGACAAAGCUAAAAGUUGACCUGACUUUUUUUUCCUUGCCUUUCAAGCAAAUCAGGUAUAUAUAACUGAGGAAUGUUCUUCAAUCCAAAAGUAGAGCAACAGAAUCAUUACAUGGGAAGAUAAUCUUCUCAGUAACUACAGAGUGAUUUUUGUUUUCUUGAGACUCUAAGGAGCCUUUUGGAUAGUAUUUGGACUCAGAUUAAAGCAAUUACAAUUAUAAAACAGUGAAAAUUUUUUUUAAAAAUUUCUAUAUCACAUGUUAAAUAUUUUUAAAAUUCAUUUUAAUAACCUAGUUGUGGGAUUACAUCUUAUGCUUUUUUGCACUUUUGAAUAGUAUGAAAAAGAAAAUAAGAAUUCAGAUACUUAUUUACCUAAAUACUAUAUGUAAGGCGCUAUGUUUUUGUUCCGUUAAUGAGCUCUGAGGGAAAAGCAGCUGUGCUCAAGAAAUGUUCUUAAAAAUUGAAAACAAUGGGGGAAUUGUUUAUAAUCACUGCAAAUGAAGAAAUUCCAACUGGCUGUGUCUUUGCUUCAAUUUUCUUGAAUGAUUUAGAGCAGUGGUUUUCAGGCUGUCUACUGGCACCCCUCCCCUUUGUAUCAAAGAAGUUCUGCUUUUUCCCAUUUUAUAUAUUGGGCUCCUCCAUAAGAUUUAAUUGGAUUUAAUUGGAAUAAAGAGUUCCACUGAUAAUGAAGUUUGAAAAUCACUGAUUAAGUGAAAAAGCAUCUUGGAAGAUAGGGAAAAAAAUGAAAAUAUUAAAACUCAUGAGUAGGUAGAAAAUAAAAUACAGGUUUAUCAAGAGACAUGCUAUUUAUGAAGAAUACAGACUUAACAGAUGAAUAGCAGAAUGUAUAAACUAGUAUUUACUAGCAUAUUUCUAUGCUUUUGUUAAUCUCUGUUAUCAUUUCUGUCUCCCCUGAAUGGAAUUUUAUAAUUGUCUACAAUGAGAGUUUGAGUGCUUUAAGCAGAACAGAUUUUAAUAACCAGUUGAAUCGUAGAUUUU
Molecule: messenger RNA, 2963 nt
Organism: Eubalaena glacialis (North Atlantic right whale)
Lineage: Eukaryota; Metazoa; Chordata; Mammalia; Artiodactyla; Balaenidae
Product: torsin-1A-interacting protein 2-like
Exons: 5
Coding region: 373-1785 (470 amino acids)
Biological process (GO): membrane organization; endoplasmic reticulum organization
Cellular component (GO): membrane; endoplasmic reticulum
Molecular function (GO): ATPase activator activity
Source: RefSeq, a predicted model, not a curated record